CCACUUUAAAAAUAGAAACCGCUCAUCUGCAUGAUCUUAACAAUAUCUUUAUAUGAGAACAUCGCCAUACAGCGAAACAGAUUUCCUUUUUUUUGGUAAAAAGCGCGCGUUAGGCUAAAAAACUUCAGGGGACAGAAUCUGUUCUUAAAUUAAUACAGAUUUAUUUUUUUUACUUCAAGAGACUUUCUAUAUUGCAAACUUCAUCAUCCCGUAUCUCAAAUCAUUAAAAAAAGAAUAACCGGAGAUUACAGGAAACGGCCCUUCAAACAGAGCGAAAAAGCGAUCCCGACCUCAGCACAAUGAUGAUGGAACAACUUUUUGCAAAAAUCGCAAGAAAUAUACUUGGUAUUCACAAUGAAAUUAUCUGAGCACCGAGCAC
Acanthoscelides obtectus is the source of this 379-nucleotide messenger RNA. The record is from the annotation of a GenBank genome assembly. Lineage: Eukaryota; Metazoa; Arthropoda; Insecta; Coleoptera; Chrysomelidae.